AUAUAAUUAUAAUCUGCGAAAAAGGCUUGCCAAGAGGAAAGGAACUCCAAUGAGGCCGAAAAAAAUGUUGAAGGCGUAUAUUUUUGCACUGUUCAAUGAGAAUUCAAAGCCGGGUCAAUCAUCAGAGAAGAAUUUCGGACUCUUCAAAGCUGAUGGUAGUAUUUCUUAUGAUAUUGGUUUCUCUGGGCUGCAAGAUAUAUCAGCUGCAUCUUCUCUUUUCUCUUUGAAGGAAAUUAAAUCUCGAGCGUAUUAUUUGUCAGCGACAGCAAUCACAACUUCAAUGUCGGUUUUGCUAUCGAGGUUGUGACAACAUUUUUGAACUCAUCUUAUACUAAAUACCAGAUUAGCAUCUUGAAUAUUUCCUAGUAGAAACUGCUACAUCAACAACAUUAGGAAUGCAGUCAUAUAUCUUCAUCGCGAUCAUGAAGGUUGCUGAUUGUUUUUGAAUUUUUCAGCAAUGUACAUCAGUAUAUAUGAAAUAAAUUUAUUCUUGGUUUAUCA
Messenger RNA from Nicotiana tabacum (common tobacco), 501 nucleotides. NCBI's taxonomy places the organism in Eukaryota, Viridiplantae, Streptophyta, Magnoliopsida, Solanales, Solanaceae. The record is from RefSeq and is a predicted model, not a curated record.